AUGGUGCCUGUGGUCUCCUACCAUGUAGACCGGGCCGUGGUUCCUGACCCAGUGCCCCAUGUCCAGCGUUCCCCAGGCCCAGGACCCCCAGCCCAGCAUCCUCCUACCCCAGCCCCUGGACCCAUUGCCCCCUCAAUCCCAUCCCACUGGCCCAUUAGCAUCCCCUGGGCCCAGUGUCCCCCAGGCCCAGCACCCUGGGCAUGGAGCACUCCAUCAGGGUGUGGGGAUUGA
Messenger RNA from Orycteropus afer afer, 231 nucleotides. Lineage: Eukaryota; Metazoa; Chordata; Mammalia; Tubulidentata; Orycteropodidae. The record is from RefSeq and is a predicted model, not a curated record.